Culicoides brevitarsis is the source of this 3638-nucleotide messenger RNA. Its product is annotated as putative mediator of RNA polymerase II transcription subunit 26. The transcript has 9 exons. Bases 306 to 2981 code for a protein of 891 amino acids. The record is from RefSeq and is a predicted model, not a curated record. Lineage: Eukaryota; Metazoa; Arthropoda; Insecta; Diptera; Ceratopogonidae.
UAUUAAUAGAGGAGUGUUUUAGUUCUUUAGUGCUUUAUAGUGUGUGUCGUCUUUCUUUAUCGGGAUCGAUUGUUAACACUGCAAAAAAUAGAUUUUUUUAAAUUUUCGUCAAGGAAUACGAAAUAAAAAAAAAUUAAAUAAAUUUUUUAAAAAGUGUUAAAAAAAUAGAAAUUUAAAAAAAAUAAAUAAAAGUGCAUUAACUCUUUUUUUGAUUUCGACAAAAUUUCAAUCUCGCGCCGGAAACGACACACAACGAACAAUUUUUUCAGCUUUUGUAGAAGAAAAAAUAACGAAAAAAUAACAAAAUGGCAGCCACACCCCAACGACGCCUCGUACAUAAGCAAUUCAACUCGCCGCUCGGGCUCUACUCGCAAACCAAUGUCCAACAUGUGCUCGAUCAGCACAUCAAGGAGCUCGACAAUGGCACAAUCGGAAUCGACUUCAAAAAUGACAUCACAACUGCAGUCCCUUCAAACCUUCAAAAAUCCGCAGUUUUGCGUGCUUUAGAAGAAGAGGAACGCCAAACCGGCACACGUCAGACUUCUGAGCAUCAAAGUCGUUCCCGAACUCGUCGAGAUGUCGAUCGGGAAACUGUUCUCCGGAUCAAUCGUCAUCCAGUUCGACAUCGUUCAGCAGAAUGUGUUUGGCCUCCGCGUCGUCUUUCGUCGUCUCCUGUUCCAAAACCGUUGCCUCCAAAACGCCCGCCCGCCCAAACGAGAAAACUCGGCGAAGGAAUGUCUCACAGCCAUCAAAAUAUCAGCGAAAUUCGAGACAUUUUCGAAAACCAAUCAAACCGUUCCGAGUCAAAUACAUUAACGCGUCUCCUUCGUGGCAUCAGCGAGAAACGCGAUACGUCGUCGGGGAAGGGGGAAGAGCGCAAUAUCAUUAUCAACGAUGCCAGAAUCGACUCAGAGCAACGGAAAAACAAGAAGAACCUAAAUACUCACGACAAUAAUCGUAAAGAAGAACAUUGCGAAGUCGAGGAGGAAAUUUUGUGCAAAAACAUACAUUUAUGGCCGCCAAUUUCCUCCCUUCAAUCAUCCAAUUUGAAUAAAGCGAGGCGACACGACGCACCAAAGGAUGGCAACGACAACGUUGAGCAAAUAAUAAAAAGACAUUUUCCGAUUAUUGAUAAAAAUUACGAUGAAAUUGGGGGCAAAUAUGAGAAAAAUAUCAAUUUUCAUGAUUGGCAUGGCAAGCCAUCGUCGGAUAUCAACGACGUCGUUGACGAAACUGCCAAAGAUCAUCAAAAAAUUCCUCCUCCGCCUCCUCGUUCAAGCUCAAAAAACGUCGACUUAUCACGUUUCUACCUUCAUGACAUGCAAACAACCUCAGCUCCGGGCGGUUGUCGCUCAUCCAAUGCCUCGCCAACUGUCUCCGAAUUCACUCGCAUCUACGACAACAUUGUCGAGCCAACCGCUUAUCUCAACAUCAGCGAUCUCGAGUCAAUUUUCAGCACAAAUACCGCCUAUUCGGAAUCCACGCAACAAACAACUGUCGAAACUGUGACAGAAAUUUCGAACAAAAUUUCCACAAAAAACCUGCCGCCUCCUCCGAAACUCCCGUCGCUGAACGAAAUAAUUACGAGUUGCACCGCAAGAACGGCGCGCAACUACAAACGACGCGAAAACAAUCAAAAUAACGUUACAAUUGUGCAAUCAACCGCAGAUUUCACAAACAACGAUAAUAAUCAAGCGACGGCGGCGGUAUCUCACGUGAUCCCCGUGGAUUUGGACGAAUCAAAAAACACCAUCGCAACCAAUAAUCAGAGUAACAACAACAACAGUAAUUUCGACGAAAACACCAAAGGGCGUGUUGUUGUUGCUGCAUCUCAUCAGCAUACAGAUGAAGUUGUUGAUGCGCCGCACGCCGAACUGACCGUCGAUGCUAAUGAAUGCAAUCAAAAAUAUUUAUUUGAAACGAGUAGCGGCAGCGAGGAGCGCUGUUACAAUAAUUAUAAUAAUCGUAAAUUCGGGUUAGAUUGCCAAAAUAUGACAAAUUGCGGUAAUGAGAAUUAUAAUGAUGACAAGGAGACAACAGCUGCUGCUGCCGUUAUUGAGGCAGAGAGCGCGGAAAUUAUUCACGAGUGCGAAAGGGAACGACGGGAAGUGUUUCAAUUGGCGGAAAGAAUUAAAGGCAAAUGCUACACGGAUGGCGAGUACAUUGUCAUUCCGUAUGACAUCUUUGUGCGGGAGUUUGGACCUAUUUGUGCCAGCUCAUCCGACAAUAACGCACAAACAACUAAUUUUGUCGGAGCUGCCAAUGAGACUGAGCAACAACAAAGACACGUUACGUUCGAAUCUUGUGCCAUGGAAGCGCGCAAAGAGAAAACGGACAACUUAAUUAAUUUUAACGAUGAUGAUAAUGACUAUCAUAACAAUUGUCGUUCGGAUUGUGUUGUUACGUCGAAUUCGGAGACGAUAACGCAGCUAAAGGAGAAUACGAGUAACGACAACUACGCCGAAUCCAUCGACAACACAAUCAAAGAAAUCUUCAACGAAUUAAAUGCUAAUUUGCAACGUGCCCGAACGCCAACGAUCCAACCGAUAAUUUCUCAUAGUAUUAACGUGACAGACACGUGCGAUUCCUCAUCCGAGACAACGACAACGUUCAACAUUCCAUUAAUCGAUGACAUAAUUGAGGAUUUAGUAUUAUUUUCGCAGCAAUUUUUGCUGCCAGAACCCCAUUCUGGCGGCACAAUUGAAACAUCUUCAAACGUGGCUCAUAAAACGCGUAAUUUGAGUGAAAUUGAUCGACAUUGCCGUAAUGAGACAACGACAUCGACUGUUAUGGAAGAAGAAAAUGAUACGACGACGACAAUCGAUUGCGGCAUUGAAAAGGACACCAUGAUGAAUGACGAAGAGUAUGAAAAAUUGUUUUACAUCAAUAAUGCCGGAUUAGCUGUCGUAUUGCCGCCAUUUGUCCAUGCUCCGAUGCCAUCGAAAAAAGCCAACAACAAAGAUAAAAUGAAACAAGAAUAAUUCCAUUCGUGUCUCUUAGCAGCCAACAGUUCACUCAAACAAUAAAAUAAUAGACAACACUGAUAUCACAGACAAGCGAAACGUGUUAAAAAACUUUUUAUUUUUUUUUUUUUCGAACUACAUUUCUAAUGUCAGGCAGUUAGUCAACGAGGUUUUCAGCAGCAGAGAACAUCAGAAAAAUAUCAAAUUUCCAAAAUAGUUAAAAGUUUUGUGUGUACCUUUUAUAAUUUUUUCCCCCAGUUUUUUGUUUGUAGCAGGAUGAGCAUUAUAAGGAUAGACAGUUAGAUAGAAAAUUGUUCAGGUGUUGAGAAAAAGAGAACAGGAAAGGAAUGCGGAGAGACAAUGUCAUUUGAUGCGCAUAAUGAGAAGGAAUUUUUCUUGGAUCUUGAGAGAAAAUUUGAACUAAUAGAAGUCAAUUAAGGAUGAUACAAAAUAGAAAAUGUUUAAGAUAAAACUGGGCUAAAGUGUCUCUCAUACUUUUUUGUAUCAAUGCAAAAAGUUUCUCUAAAGAAUUCGAUUAGAAACUGAGAAAAGCCGCUAAAUAAACGCCCUCUAUUGGAGAGAUCGUAAACUAUGAAGAUCUAUUAAAAAAUUCUAAUAGAUCUUUAAAGUUUAAGAUCUCUGAUGAGAUUUAUCGAAAAUGGCGGGAAAAUUUGU